AUGCCCUCCGGGGUCUCUUCCACUGCAGUCUCUGUGCCGCCUUCGGCGCAUGGGGAAGGUAGUGGUCGUCCGUGGGCCGGCUGGGGUGAGUGCGGCGUGAAGGGGAGAGAGAGAGAGAGAGAGGAGGGAAUCCAGGGACGGGUUUAGUCAGGGUCGCCGAUGGGCCUGCUGAGGGGCCGGGCCGCUCGGUUCGCAUCCGCCUAGAUCGCCCGAGAGGUCGCUGGGGCCGGCGGUUCCCGGCCGGAGCCGCUAUGGACCUGCUGUCAGGGCGCUUCCGUGGGGUCUUUGUAUCCGCUGUGCAAGCAACCUUUGUGACCUUUCUCCAGAAGGAAAAGAAUUUCAGCUGUUGGGAGUGACCCAGACUCCGCCCCGCGUCCUCGCUUCUUCGGGGACCUGACUGAUUCUUAAGUUGCGCUGAAGUGAUCUUGGCAUCAAAUUUCUCAUCAGGCAAAUUUCAUCACUCUCCCAGGAUGGCAGCCAUUGAUCUGACCCACGAUCUUUCUAGAGAUCCUUUUUGUCUUCCUGAGGAAAACACAGAGGCAGAAAGGAUGGUGGCUGUCUGGCUGAAAAAUUAUCAACAGAUUGCAGUGACCUUUGAGGAUGUGGCAGUGGACUUCACCCAGGAGGAGUGGCUAUUACUGGACCUCACUCAGAGAAACCUAUACAGAAAUGUGAUGCUGGAGAACUAUCAGAACCUGGUCGCAGUAGGUAAGGCUGCCAACAUUCCAGAAUAUCAACUGUCAAAACCUAAGCUGAUCGCUUGGUUAGAACAACAAGAGCUGAGGACAGUGGAGAAGGGAGUUUUCCAAGAAUGGGAAACACAACCUCAAACAAAAGGGUCAGCAUCUCACCAGGAUUUUUUUGGAGGAAAAACAGCCACUGAAAUACAAAAAGAAAGGACCUACCAUGGAGCAGAACUCUCUGACUGUGAGCAAGGUGGAAAAGUCUUGAGUAAAUAUUUAAACCUUAAGACCCACAUGAGAACUCGAAAUAGAGGGAACAGUUUUGAGUGUAAUCAGUAUCACAAUGGCCUCCUUAAUCUGCAAAAGAAGAACUCUACUAGAGAGAAACUUUCUGAGUUUAAUCAGUGUGGGAAAGUCUUCAGCCGGACUCCACAUGCAGUGUAUGAGAGAACCAGUGUGGCAGAGAAGACUUUUGAAUGCAGUGACUGUGGGAAAAUGUUCAUUAGUCGUUCACACUUUCAGGCACAUAGGAGAACGCACAAUGGAAGAGAUUUCAGUGAAUGGAAGCAAUUUAUAAAAGCUUCAGUUUUCUCAGCAGGUCAGAAUGAGCAUGCGCAGACACACGCUGCUCAAGAACCCCAUGAAUGUAAACAAUGUGGGAAGUCUUAUGCAGAUUCCAGGUGCCUCAAUAAUCAUAUCAUUCGACUUCACACUGGAAGAAAACCCUUCGAAUGUAGUGAAUGUAGGAAAGCCUUCACUACAGCCUCACGCCUUUAUGUGCAUUUGAGGAUUCACACUGGAGAGAAACCCUAUCGAUGUAAAGAAUGUGGGAAACACUUCCAGUGGCCCUCACUCCUUCGUAAACAUGUGCGUACUCACAGUGGCGAGAAGCCCUAUAAAUGUAAGGAAUGUGGAAAAGCCGUCAGUCGUUCUUCAGUUCUUAAUGAACAUUUGAGAAUUCACACCGGAGAGAAGCCCUAUAAAUGUAAGGAAUGUGGGAAACACUUUGCUUGGCUGUCAGUUCUUCGUAAACAUGUUCAAACUCACAGUGGCGAGAAGCCCUAUAAAUGUAAGGAAUGUGGGAAGGCCCUCAGUAGUUCCUCAAUUCUUAAUGAACAUUUGAGAAUUCACACCGGAGAGAAGCCCUAUAAGUGUAAGGAGUGUGGGAAAGCCUUCACUAAUUCCUCACGACUUAGUGUACAUUUGAGAAUUCACACCGGAGAGAAACCCUAUCAAUGUAAGGAAUGUGGGAAAGCUUUCGUUUGGCCCUCAGUCCUUAAAAAACAUCUACGAACUCACAGUGGAGGGAAGCCCUUUGAAUGUGGUGAAUGUGAGAAAGCCUUCAGUAAUUCCUCAUAUCUAAAUGAACGUUUGAGACCUCAUAGUGGAGAGAAACCCUAUCAAUGUGGUGAAUGUGGGGAAGCCUUUAGGACUUUCUUAUAUUUUAAUAGCCAUUUGAGAAAUCACUCUCGAGAGUAGCCCUAUGAACGUAAGUACUGUGGGAAGGCUUUCACUAGUGCUCUCGUCCUGAUUUGACAUUUAAGCAUUCGCACUGGAGAGAAACCCUAUUAAAGUAAGGAGUAUGGGAAAGGCUUCAGUUGGUCUUCCAACCUUCAUAAACAUACAAUUCAAAGUAGAGAGCGAUCCUUUGAGUGUACGGACUGUGGGAAAGCCUUCACCACUUGCACACUUGGAAGUCACACUGGAGAUAAACCCUGUGAAUGUAAGCACUGAGGGAAAGCCUUCUCUGUUCCUCAGGCCAAUCUCAACAUGUAAAAAUUGAUACCAGAGAGCAACCCCUUGAACGUAAGGAAUGUGAGAGAGGCUUCACAUCGUAGUCAUGACUUGAUGCCUAAAAAUGCACAAUAGAUUGAAGACUUAUUGUGCGUAAUAAGUGUGACAAGGACUGUUACUCCAGACCAUUUCAAAAACAAAAGAAGCCACGUUGGAGGGAAACCGUAUGAGUAUGAGGAAUGUGGAAAGGUCUGCAGGUGUCCCAGUACAUGAAAGAACUCACUAGUUAGAUGCCUAUGAAGUUAAACAAUGUGGGAAAGCAGAGUCUUCUACAAACGGUGCUGGAGGAACAUAGUGAAGUUGUGUUUAAGAGCCAUAUGGGACUUAGCUUACAGGCUGGCUUCAUAGAUCUGUUUUGAACAUGUGCCACUCUGCCCUGAGCAUUUUUGGGAAUGCUCUGGCUUUCUGCCCAAUAGCAAUGAAUCUAGUCCAGUCUAGUUUCUAUACCUGGUUUGCAGCCUGGCCCCCUGUGGGACUACUACCAUUAGACUUAAUGUUAUACAAGCCACCUGGAUCCUCUAGGUAUACUGACUUUGUCUAAUACUGUGAAGAUGGUGAACAUGUGAGUCCGUUCACUGCUCACGGAGUUCAUCUACAGUGCCUCAUGCUGGUGAAGGGGGAGGAUAUAGGUCUCUACAUUUCCUGAAAAUGCUCUUGUUUCUCUCUCAUACCUGAUCUUUCUGGGUCAGAAAAGACUUUAGAAACGGUGAGGUUAUACACCCUGAUCUCAUAGCCCUGGAAAGAGAGCAACACGCCUAGUACUAGGUUAGAAAAUACCUUUAAUCUCAGGCAGUACAUGGAGAGGCUAGGAACAGAGAAUAUUGUCUUUGUUCCCAAAUCACCACAGCCUGGAAGAACAAUUAUGUCCUUUGCCUGUGUUCAGAAACAGCUGCACCUGGCAUGUGACGUGCUGGUUCGUUUACAUCACUUCGAAUGUAUGAGAUGGGAAACCUUGUGAAUAGGACAGGUCCUGAUACUCUGUUAUACUUGAUGCCCCACUGGCAGUUCUUGAAAGUGGCCUUUGGAUAGAGACAGAAUCCAUCAGAACCUUGUUUCAGUUUUGAGUUAACACAUUCAGAUACUUGUAACACUUGAGCAGCCUUUAGUUAUGUCAUGAGUGGCCUUGGAGGCUACAGCAGCUUACUGUCACUUCCCUUCUGGCUUAAUCAAAUCAGUGGAGUACACAGCAAAUCAAGUUUAAUGAUAACUCCUGAUCAGACAUGACCUGGAUAGGGGCACUGGGUGGCUCAGUCCGUUAAAUGUCCAGCUGUUGAUUUCAGCUCAGGUCUCGAUCUCAGGGUUGUGAGUUCAAGCCCUGCAUUGGCCUCCAGGCUGGGCGUGAAGCCUACUUAAAAAGAAGUGACCUGGGUACAUUCCUGUAUGUUUGUGUUUGAAGGAGACUGGGAGAUGAGGUGAUUCUCUUGAGUCUGGGUGUAGUCUUAACUGCACUCUGUGUAUCGCACUGUAUAUACACUGGCCUUAAGUGACAUUGAUUAUCUCAAAACCCACAAGUCCUAAUUCCAACAGUCUGAUACCCUCAUCAGUAACAUCUAUGUGUGUCAGUAACAAUGCUAGCUGACUUUUGUCUCACUGGGAUUCUCUUUUCAUACUCUCGGAUUGUCUCCUCCUUAAUAAGAAUGUCCUCUGCAUGGGGAAAUAUGAAGCAUUUUCCACCUGUGGGUCUCACUGCUCUGUGAUCUCCUUUUCCUAUGGGAGAAGCCUGGCAGUCUAGCUCAGUUCUGCUGGAACCAUUCUAACCGCAGAAGCUCGAUUACUUCAGUGAUGUGCACUGUGGUUACACCCAUACUGAACUCCUCAUCGACAGCCUGGGCAACAAGGAUGUAAUGGGGGUCCUGGGAAGACUUCUCUGCCUAGGAGAGAUGGUCCAUGAUGGGCCACUGGCCUCAGAACCAAGAGGACCUCGUCGACCCCAAAAGCAAAUAUUGUGAAUUUAAGUUUUCUGGUUAUUUUUCUCUUGUGAUAGAUAUGUUUAUUUUCCUCUAAUCCCAAAGCACCUAUGACUUGCUUCUAUUUAUCUUUGUAUUUGUUUCUCAGCAACAUCUUCAGUAACUACUUUGUUACCUUUCUCCCCUAAUUACAGCACCAAAUUUCUGUCUCGGUCAGAUUUCCUAUAGCCAUUCCUCAGAUGUCCAACAUUAGAUAAUGAAGCAUUCACAUCAAAUGUGGCAUGGUUUUCUCAAAAAUCGUCCUCUGAAAUGUCGAUGUUCACAUUCGUUUACUUGGGUGUGCUUUUUACAUAAGUGGAAUGAAAAGGGUAUUUCAGUUGUAAUUGAAGCGCUUGCCAUAUCAAAACUGUUCGUGCUGUUUUACAUGUAUAAUUUUAUGGAAUUAGGACAUUUCUUGGAGAUAUUUUCUCAUUUACCCCAUUUUUCACAAAAAGUUUGUGAUUGCAAUGGAUUCUACCCGGGACACACUGACAUGGUUUUGAACUUCCAGUGUAGGAAUCUAGAUUUGAAUGGUAGUUUGCUUAGGUGUUUUCUGUGCUAUAUUGCACAGGUAAGUCUGACAUAUUGCCUCAUUCUUUGCCUUCUGUCCUCUUUCUUUCAUUCCCUCUUUUCCUUUAUUAUCUUUGUUUAAUUGCACCUUUAUUUUCUGUUACUGCCAACACGACCCAGGUGGAAACUACUUUUCUCAGUGCAUGACUGGCAGCUGGUGGAGGGAAAUUAGAAUGAAAAAUGAAUGUUUCAUGGUAGAGUAUCCGUUUGGGAAUAUGAAAACAUCUGGAAAUGGAUAGUGGUAAUGGUUGCACAAAAACCAAUGCACUUGAUGCCAAAUGAAUAGAAUUGUACACCUAAGUGUUUAAAAUGGUGAAUUUUGUUACAUGUAUUUAUACACAAAAAAGUGACAAAAUAAUGGAAAGAGAUUGUGAGAUUUCUGGUAUCUUUAAUCCCAUAAUGUAAUUGACGAUUGCUAGGAGUUUUUAGAGAAAUGUUUUAAUAUUAGCCCUCAACAGUCUAGACCACAAAGGAAUCCAGAAGGACUUGUGUCCAUCUGGUUCCUGGAGGUGGGCCUGCUCACUUUGGUCUCCCUGCCGAUCUUGAAGCAGCCCACAACCCAGGUGCAGACACUGAGCCAUGAAGUAGGAGGAAUCCUGUUCACCCAGGGGAAGACUUGCCCAUCGGUGCCCUGAGGCAGGCCUACAGAACUUGGGUCAUGGAUGUGGACCCUAAGUGAGCCUUGUGACUUGGUGCCAGUCCCUCUCCGUUGUGGUCUGGGGCCAUUUAUGCCUGCUAAGUGACAUGUUGGGAGCCCUACCUAGCCACAAAACCAGAAAUUAAUACUGCUGUCUUUGGACCCUGAAUUGAUCCCUUAUCCUAGUCUCAGCCCUACUGACCAGGGUCCUGGAGUGAUACCCUUUCUGACCAGGGUCAAGACAAGGUCAGUUUCCCUGGUAACAGGAUUGUGUACCAUAGACUCCACUGCAAACCUGGCAGCAGCCAGGUCUGGCCUCAGUCCCACUUGACUGAUUCUAGAGGCAAAACCCAUCAGUCCAGGGACCUGACAUGAGACCGUUUUUAUCCAUGAAAACAGUCUAUACAGUCUGAAAGAGAUGUUUGUUCCUUCAGUUACAGAGACAUGUAUGAAAGCCCAGUUGCCUGCAGACAUGGCCAGCAAGCCAUUAAGUAGCCUAAGUUGAGCUGACAGAUGAAGGACUUUUCUGUACUGAUGUGACACUGUAAAGACUGGAAGAGUGGUUACUCAAAUGUGUAGAUAUAAAGGCAAUGAUCACAAGAAUUAGGUAAAUAUGAGAUCACCAAUGCAAGUACCUCAAGCUGAGCACCUACAGUGGUAGACGCAACAAACAUUACCAACCUUCACAUAUUUACCACUAAAUAUUAAGACUUUCAUAACACUACUAUAAUCAAAACUGUGAUGAGCACAAGUAAAUGCAAUACUAGUGCAGAAGCAUCUAGAGACUGAUACAGGAAUUUAUUAAUAAAGUUAGAAUUUCGUAUCUAGGUAAAAAAUAGUUUAUAAUUGGUACUGAAUUAGUUGGCCAUCUUUUCUGGGUAAAAGAAGGGAUUGGAUCCACUACCCCACCCCACGUGUUAAAAUAUAUCCUAUGAGGAUUAAAGAGCUCAGUGCUUUUAGAUGGAUUAUAUUUAAGAAGCAAACUAUAAAAUCUAUAUUUGAGUUUGAAAGGACUUUUUAAAGCAAGUUAGGACAUCCAGAUACAAUUUUUAUUUUAUUUUUUUAAAAUUUGAGAUAGAGCACACAUGGGGUGGAGGAGCAGAGGGAGAGUCCCAAGCAGACUCUCUGCUGAAUGCAGAGUCAACUCAGAGCUCGAUCCCACGACCCUAAGAUCAGGACCUGAGUUGAGACCAAGAAUCGGAUGGCCAACUGCGCCACCCAGGUGCCCCUCCAGAUACAAUUUUUAAAAACACUUAGACAUAAAAAAGGAUUUGUGCAGUAAAACAUGAAACACUAAUGUAGCAAAAUAGAUAUCGAUACAGUAGAUGCAUAUAAAACUUUUAAUGAUGCCCAUGAACAAGUCUUGAUGAAAUAUGUUUUAAAUCAGCGUUUUAGGGGCUCCUGGGUGGCUCAGUUUAAGUGUCUGACUUGGGCUCAGGUCAUUAUCCCAGGAUCCUGGCAUUGAGUCCCACACUGGGCUCCCUGCUCAGCCA
Zalophus californianus (California sea lion) is the source of this 7123-nucleotide messenger RNA. Its product is annotated as zinc finger protein 426-like. Bases 471 to 2162 code for a protein of 563 amino acids. Gene Ontology annotation, biological process: regulation of DNA-templated transcription. The record is from RefSeq and is a predicted model, not a curated record. The transcript is spliced from 7 exons. Lineage: Eukaryota; Metazoa; Chordata; Mammalia; Carnivora; Otariidae. Gene Ontology annotation, molecular function: RNA polymerase II cis-regulatory region sequence-specific DNA binding; DNA-binding transcription factor activity, RNA polymerase II-specific.